GGGAUUCACUGAUAAACCACUGUUACUUGUGAAUGGCUUAUAAAUUAAAACUAUAAAUGUAUUAAUGGGGCCGAACCGACUAUAAGUGCGUGCCCACCAAUGAGUGUAAGUUGCCUUGUGUGCUUAUGUUAUAAUUAUAGUAGGUAGACCGGGCUCGAACAUGUAUGGCUGUGUAAAACCAAUUAAGCUGCUAGCAUCCAGCUUUUUUCAAAUAUUGCCAGUGGGUGGAGUCAGGCUCUGACCAGGGGUUUACUUACACUUUAAUAUGCCAUAAAUGGUAACGAUUGUUCUUUGCAGGACACCGUUUGUUACUUCCUGAUAUUAUGUGUAUAAAUAUUACCCCUCCACACUUGAUAGAUAUCAGAAUAUAACUGUAUUGCACAGGCUCUGGCUCUUCACAAAAAUCUGCUAAAGGCAACUGUUUGAAAACCAAGGUUCACCAUGGCAAUGCUGAAAAGUUGUCUGCUUCUUUUCAUUAUCUUCUCCAUGGGGAAAGCAGAAGUGACUUUUACAAGAGAUGUUAAUGGACUGGAUGGACUGGAUGGACUGGAUGUUGAUUUAGCCAGAAGAUGCCCCGCUACAUGGAUAAAAUUUAGACUCCGAUGCUACAAGUUCUUUUCUCAUCCAGCUAGAUGGAUCACAGCACAGAGAAACUGUCAAAGUCUUGGAGCAAACCUCGCAUCGGUCCAUAAAAAAAGGGAAAAUGAUUUCCUGCUGAGACUGUCGCCUUCUUCUACUUGGAUUGGUGCUAAUGAUGCUGUACAAGAUGGACAUUGGAUGUGGAGUGACGGAACUGUGUUUUUGUAUUCCCACUGGUGCGCUGGAGAACCUAACAAUGCUAAUGGUGUCGAGAACUGUUUGGAGAUGAACUUUUCCUCUAAACGUUGCUGGAACGACAUUGGCUGUUUUCACUCAAGGCCCUAUAUUUGUGCUAAGGACCUGCGAGACCGUCAUGCUUCUCCAGUUACUGUGAUGUAACCAGAUUUACUAAAUAUUUCCGACAUUAUAUUGUCAAAAAUGUUAUUCUGAAAAUCAAAUCUGUUCUAAACUUUAAUCUCUUGUCAGUAUCUUCUCUGAAACACUCC
Rhinichthys klamathensis goyatoka is the source of this 1085-nucleotide messenger RNA. Its product is annotated as ladderlectin-like. Gene Ontology annotation, molecular function: signaling receptor activity. Bases 442 to 978 code for a protein of 178 amino acids. The record is from RefSeq and is a predicted model, not a curated record. NCBI's taxonomy places the organism in Eukaryota, Metazoa, Chordata, Actinopteri, Cypriniformes, Leuciscidae. The transcript has 6 exons.